Molecule: messenger RNA, 1107 nt
Organism: Andrographis paniculata
Lineage: Eukaryota; Viridiplantae; Streptophyta; Magnoliopsida; Lamiales; Acanthaceae
Product: nudix hydrolase 26, chloroplastic-like
Exons: 6
Coding region: 59-670 (203 amino acids)
Biological process (GO): nucleoside phosphate metabolic process; ribose phosphate metabolic process
Cellular component (GO): chloroplast
Molecular function (GO): guanosine-3',5'-bis(diphosphate) 3'-diphosphatase activity; bis(5'-adenosyl)-pentaphosphatase activity
Source: RefSeq, a predicted model, not a curated record
UUCCACCACAAGCAGCAAGAUUUGGUGCUGGGGGCGCAUCCGUGGUGCCCUUCUGGUGAUGGCUCUGUGCCGAAUGUUAAUCCAUGUGAGCCCCCCGCUGCAGCGUAUUCUCAAAGCUACCGCUACCCUCCCAGAUACCACUCCAAGGCUCCACGUAAUUUAUUCGCAAUCAUCGUCCUCGUCCAUGGAAAAUCCACCGGAAGGUUACCGACGAAAUGUCGGAAUCUGUCUUGUUAACACCUCUAAGCAGGUUUUUGCUGCAUCGAGGCUUGAUAUUCCAGAUGCUUGGCAAAUGCCGCAGGGUGGGAUAGAUGAAAAUGAGGAUCCAAAAAAUGCUGCCCUUAGAGAAUUGAAAGAAGAAACCGGUGUUACUUCUGCUGAUAUUAUUGCUGAGGCACCAUUUUGGUUGACCUAUGAUUUCCCUUUAGAUGUAAGGGAAAAACUCAAGGUGCAAUGGGGUUCCGACUGGAAGGGUCAAGCCCAAAAAUGGUUUCUUUUGAAAUUUACUGGGAAGGAUGAAGAGAUCAAUCUCUUGGGUGAUGGGACUGAAAAAGCUGAGUUCGGAAGCUGGUCGUGGAUUUCACCCCAAGAAAUAGUGGACCGGGCAGUUGAUUUCAAGAAACCUGUGUACGAGCAAGUUUUGAAGUUUUUCUCUUCAUAUCUUGUAUAGAUCAGAUCACAUCAGGUCGAUAUACGCCAUAUAUCUCUGGUUCUGGUUGAUGCCUAAUGGGAAUAAGCAUAAGGUACAACAAUCAAUAAUAAGUUGAGUUAAACUUGCAGUUUAUGGUGAGUGAUUGUAUAACGUAAAAUAUAGUAAUUGGCAAGCCCCCAUUUCCAAGCAGCAGCAGGGAAAAUGGGAGUUGCCUCCUCCCUCCUGGGCUUGGCCUGCUUUGUAGCAUCAUGAUGCAAUACAUACAUACAUACAUAAAUAUAUGCAUGGGCUGGACGUGAUCCCAGCUAUAGUUAGUAGUUAGUAUGAUUAUACUUCACCACUUGGAUGGGAUGGGUCAUAGAUAGAUAGAUAGCAGUAGCAUUUAUUCACUGGUAGAAGAAGACGGGAGGAACAGGGCACUGUUAACUUGUUAAUCUACUACUCCAUUUUUUUUU